GAGGGAGUCCAAGAAAUAGUGGAGAAAGUUGUAUAAAUAACACAAUAUAUCUUGUCUUGUCUCGUCUUCUUAGAUUCAGAGUUUGAGAUCUGUAUCAAAGCAUGGCUGACAACAAGGAACUCACCCCCUUGCAAUCUCCGUCAACUUCAACUUCACCCACUCAACUCCAAGUUGAAGAUCCCCACCACUUAUCUAAAUCACCCGUUCCUCCUAAUUCUUCUACUCGCAAGGCUUGUUAUGCUGUUCUCCAAAGCUGGGUUUCCACAAAGUUCAUGACUGGAUGUGUCGUUCUCUUUCCUGUAGCAGUUACAUUUUUUGUCACAUGGUGGUUUAUUCAGUUCUUUGAUGGUUUCUUCAGUCCCAUAUAUGAGAGACUCGGGGUAGAAAUAUUUGGCCUUGGAUUCAUCACAUCUUUGGUAUUUAUAUUCUUUAUUGGUAUAUUUGCUUCUUCGUGGAUGGGUUCCACGGUUUUCUGGUUAGGGGAAUGGUUUAUAAAAAGAAUGCCCUUCAUAAAUAACAUAUACUCAGCAUCAAAACAAAUUAGUGCUGCCAUAUCUCCAGACCAAAAUACUACUGCUUUUAAGGAGGUUGCCAUCAUCCGCCAUCCUCGUCUUGGUGAAUAUGCUUUUGGCUUCAUAACGUCAACAGUGGUUCUUCAGAAAGAAAAUGGAGAUGAAGAGCUAUGCAGUGUUUUUGUCCCAACAAAUCAUUUGUACAUUGGAGAUGUAUUUUUGGUCAAUUCUGCGGAGAUCAUAAGACCAAAUUUAUCUAUUAGAGAAGGCAUAGAGAUCAUAGUUUCGGUGGGAAUGUCAAUGCCACAGGUUAUAUCACCACUGGAAAGGGUUCGUCGACAGAAUGAUAGAAUUCCUCCGAAUGGAAUGAUCUAGGAGAAGCAUCCACUGGGCUGAAUUCAUUUAUUUGUUUUACCUCGUGUAUAUGUCUAAAUGGUGUAAAGAGAGGAAGUAAAAUUUGUGUCUGGUUUGUGUUGGUUGUAUACAAUCGGCCUAAGUUGUAUCUAUCCCGGAGAUUAUGGAAAGCGUGGUGACUUAGAUAGUUUUAGCUAUUUUUGUUGUAUUUCUUAUUUUGUAACCUUUCCUUUUGAUCACUUUAUUAAAAGGUAGAUUAAUUCUGUGAUCAGCAGUGUGGCACAACCAUCAUGUAUGAACUUUCUCCAGGUUGUAUAUUUAUAUGAUAUUUUAGAAAACUGUUUUAAUAAA
Molecule: messenger RNA, 1217 nt
Organism: Daucus carota subsp. sativus
Lineage: Eukaryota; Viridiplantae; Streptophyta; Magnoliopsida; Apiales; Apiaceae
Product: protein LIKE COV 2
Exons: 7
Coding region: 102-887 (261 amino acids)
Cellular component (GO): Golgi apparatus
Source: RefSeq, a predicted model, not a curated record